AACGUUUUCUCCUGUACCGCUGUCAUAUGAAAUCUCGCGGUAGGACUCCACUUAGAUCACUACGUAAUGUGCCGUGCUGCUUCUAGCGGCGCUGGUGACAGUGCUGAAAGCUGUUGGGUAUGAAGUGAAACGGAACUGAUUUUUUUUUUGUACUAUCCGCAACUGCUUCUUCAAGUUCAGAUCACAACGAAGAAACAAAUUCAAGAGAAACAUCCCAAAAUGAACAAAGUCGCAACAACUCAAUAAAAGGAAAGGCUCACUUCAAAGGAAAAUAUAGAAGCAAACAAAACGAAGAAACAACCAAAGACAAGAUACACAGCUGCCCAAUCGAAACACGCUCAAGAGAAACAAUCCUUUGCCAAAAUUGCAAACCCGAGAACAUAACUGAUCUGAGACCAGAAGUUUGUGCCUACUCAACAGCUUUGACAAAGCACACGUCCCAACGCUGCUCCCAGCCCUCCUCACCUCACCGCACCACCGACUCACCCCGGGGUGCUUAGAGGGCUGCUGUCUGCUAGUUUUUUUUCCUUCUCAUCCCUUUAGCUGUCUCUCUAUCUCCGUGUGCUCUGUUCAUUUUGUUGAUUUCAAGCAGUGUUAUUGCACCUGCGUUUGCCUCCUUUUUUUAUUUUAAUUUUUUAUAUAUGCAACUUAUAUGCAGAACUUGUGCCAGAAACCGGCAACAAAUACGUGGGGUGUGUGUGUGUGUGUGUGUGUGUGUUUUGAAGAGAAGAUCUGCAACAUCUGCACAGUCGUUAACGUUCAAGACCACACCUUUUAAGACGCCAAAUCAAGUGUGACCCAGCCCUGACCCCACUGUCGGAUAUGGAGAGAGUGCACUCUGAACCCCCUUUGGCACGUAAUAAUGCCUCUGCCACCUCUGUGGUGGCUAUCCCCCGCUCGUUCUCGGUUUCCCACAAAAAACACAAGCGGACACCCCUGUAUCGGAGAUCAAUGAGUUUUGACCCUGGCAUGCUCCACAAUGGGCACACUGCGUUUGCCAAUGGCACAGCGGUGGGCAUCAGGGAGACUGGCGUGGUGGAGAAGCUGCUCACCUCAUACGGGUUCAUCCAGUGCUCGGAGCGGCAGGCACGCCUCUUCUUUCACUGCUCCCAGUACAACGGCAACCUGCAGGAGCUCAAGAUAGGAGAUGAUGUGGAGUUUGAAGUGUCCUCAGACAGGCGUACUGGCAAGCCCAUAGCAGUGAAGCUGCUUAAGAUCAAACCAGAGGUGCUUCCAGAGGAGCGCAUCUCGGGCCAGGUGGGGCCAGACUCGCACGCCUCUCCAUUUACUGUGCUGCAUGGUUAUAUUCAUCCAGUCGUCUCAGCGAUUCCUACUCACCUGGAUGGCAAGUCUGCUCCAGGGCAGGUGCCCACUGGCAGUGUGUGCUAUGAGAGAAAUGGGUAUGGAUUCCUUCCCACGCAGGAGGUGUUUUACUUGACCUACACCCCAGACGACAUAGAGGGCAACAUGCACCUGGACACGGGAGACAAAGUCAGCUUCUACAUGGAAACCAACAAGCACACCGGUGCAGUCAGUGCACACAACAUUGUCCUGGUUAAGAAGAAACAGAUGAGGUGCCAGGGGGUUGUCUGUGCCACCAAGGAGGCCUUUGGGUUCAUUGAGAGGGCUGAUGUGGUGAAGGAGAUCUUCUUCCACUACAGCGAGUUCAAGGGCGACCUGGAGGCCCUGCAGGCCGGCGACGACGUGGAGUUCACCAUCAAAGAGAGAAACGGGAAAGAGGUGGCUACUGACGUGAGGCUGCUCGCCCAGGGGACAGUCAUAUUUGAGGACAUCAGCAUCGAGCAGUUUGAAGGCACUGUUAUCAAGGUCAUCCCUAAAGUUCCAACCAAGAACCAGAAUGAUCCACUACCAGGCCGCAUCUGUGCCAGGAUCAAUUACACAGACAAGGAGCUCCUGUUUGGUGAGAAGGACACCAAGUCCAAGGUGACCCUGCUGGAAGGCGACCAUGUGCAGUUCAACAUUUCCACGGACCGUAGGGACAAGCUGGAGCGGGCCACCAACAUCGACAUCCUGCCUGAUACCUUCCACUUCACCAAGGAGUCCCGUGAGAUGGUAAGGACCCUGAGGAGAUCCAUGGGUGUGAUCGCUGCCAUGCGCGACGGCUUUGGCUUCAUCAAGUGUGUGGACCGGGAUGCCAGGAUGUUCUUUCACUUUAGCGAGGUCCUGGAGGAAAGCCAGCUGCACAUCUCUGACGAAGUCGAGUUCACCGUUGUGCCCGUGAGUCCAGGGAAAAAGUCCAUGGACAUGCUGUCUGCCCAGAGGAACCACGCGGUGCGCAUCAAGAAGCUGCCUAAAGGCACAGUGUCCUUCCAUACCCAGUCUGAGCAGCGCUUUGUGGGCGUGGUGGAGAAGGAGGCCACGGCAGCCAUCACCAACAACAAGAGCGCAAGCCCCAGCAAGGCCAAAGAGAAGAAAAAAGACAAGGAAGCAGAAGAGGGAGUGAUUUCUUAUGAGGACUGUGGAGUGAAGCUGACUGUGUCGUACCAUGUCAAAGAUCUGGAGGGAGCUGCCCAGCCACAGGCAGGAGACAAGGUGGAGUUCUCCAUCAAUGAGGUAAAGAGGACGGGCCAGCAGAGCGCGGUCACCAUUAAGAUCCUCAACCGCACAGUCAACACCAAAAGGCUGCUGGGAUACAUCGCCACGCUGAAAGACAACUUUGGGUUCAUUGAGACGGCCAAUCACGAUCAAGAGAUCUUCUUUCACUACAGUGAGCUGUGUGGAGACAUGGAGAACCUGGAGCUGGGUGACACUGUGGAAUACACCCUGUCCAAGGGCAAAGGAAACAAAGUCAGCGCUGAGAAGGUUAUGAAGAUGGCAGCAGUGAAUAGUGUGGGACAGGAUGUUGGUGAGGCGGUGAUGCUGGGGAAGGUGGUGCGCCCUCUGCGUAGUGUGGACCCGUCGCAGACAGAGUACCAGGGGCUCAUCGAGCACUCAGAGGAAGAGGGCAUGAAGGGCCAGAAUUACUCAUUUGGCAUCAUGGGCAUGACAAACAAGGCAGACUGUCUGCAGAAAGGAGAGCUGGUGAAGUUUCAGCUGUGCACAGUGGCCCAGACAGGACAGAAGAUGGCCUGCAACGUUGUCCCCCAACGCAAAGCCUUAGUGGAGUGUGUCAAGGACCAGUUUGGUUUCAUCACAUAUGAAGUUGGUGAGAGUAAGAAGCUGUUUUUCCAUGUCAAAGAGGUGCAGGAUGGCUUGGAGCUCCAGACUGGGGAUGAGGUGGAGUUCUCAGUCAUUCUCAACCAACGCACAGGGAAAUGUAGUGCCUGCAAUGUGCGCAGAGUCAGUGAAGGGCCUAAACCGGUGGCAACCCCCCGUCCUGAUCGUUUGGUCAACCGGCUCAAGAGCAUCACCCUAGAUGACUCUAGCGCCCCCCGCCUAGUCAUUGUGAGACAGCCCCGUGGCCCUGACAACUCAAAGGGCUUCAAUGUGGAGCGGAAGACUCGUCAACCGGGUGUAAUUGACUGAACAGUAUAUACCCCGUCUAAAAUAGGUGGGCCCAGAUUUAGAAAUGUAAUCCCAGAAUGGAGGACAACAAUGGAAAGGGAAUUUUGCUGUCUUGCAGAAACAUGCUCUUACACACAUACAUACUCUUGACAGGCACACAGAAAUAAGCAUGUGUAACACCUCUCCCUGUUCCAUCACCUGCAAUGGAACCCUCUCAUUCCAUUUGUUCCCUGCCACCCACAUAUGUACUUGAUACGGUUUCAUACUGCAGUAUACAUUGCAGGUUUCUCUUCUGAGUGUGUGUGUGAUUGUUGUGCAUAAGGUGUUUUAGAAAUGGUAGAAGUUACAGAGGAUUUGUUUUAAAGGGUUUCUGCUCCCCUUAAAAUCAGAGUGCUGGUUGUGUGGCAUUGUCUUGUCCUCAUCUUUGCUGAAUCUGCUUAAAUGUCUGGAAUUCUGCACCUGCAACCUGUUGUGUAUGUGGAUAUGUGUGAGUGUGGGCAUGUAUUAGAGCUCACCUGCUUCUUCCAUUUGCUCUCCCUCAUUUAAGGAAACGAAAUGAUUCUCAUUUGCCAAUGGUUUCCACUAUGCUUUCCUACAAAAUGCAUAAAGCAAAGUUUCCUUCAUAAGGAGGAUCCUGUUUUUCAUAUGUGUGGGCUAAAACACGGAGGCUAUUUCUCUGCUCGGUUUUUUGAGCAGUUUUGAAACACUUUAUCCAAGAGCUGGAGUGAAAGCAUGGUGUGGUGUGAUGUAUGUGAAUGUUUAAGUGACUAUGAUUAGGAUUUACUUUGACAAAUCUGGAGCAUUUCAAUACCUUUUCAGUAUUCACACGCUCCAUAAGCAAUUUCCCCAGGUGCAGAAUUCCUAAUGGCAUCUUAUAUCCAGCAGUUAUUUUAUACAAUGUAUUCUUUUUUUUUUGUUGCACAUAUUUCUUUUUUUGUUCCAUUGAAUCUCUAUCUGCUAAUUAAUAAAAUGAAGUAAAAAAUAAGGUGCCUAAAAACUACAAAGAAAACAAAAAAAUUAGAUGUAUCCUCUGACCCCAGCCAACCGCCAAAAUAUUAAGAACAAUCUUGGGAUGGCUUUUUUUUCUAGUAGAAAUAAUACUGGUCUGCAUCCCAAAUACCUGUGGGUGGAAAUAUACUGUAUGUAAUGUGUGCUUUUUUCUUAGUGAAAGAUUAAAACAUCACAAUAUAACAAAAAUACAUUUUACUUAAGUAAAAGAGGGGGAAAAGUUAAAGUAUUAGAAUUCAUCUUAAGGAUCAGGAUAUCUAUUAUUGUGCUUUAGUGGCAUUGGUGGGUGAUCUGUUGUGCCUGAAUGCACAUAUGGGAGUUAGUCUAAAUGAAUUUAAACUGGCGAUCACUGGGUUCCUCCUGAACUGCAUAGAGGCUCUCCUAUGUACUUUUGUUAAUGGUCUUGAAUGAAACAAUUGAAUUAAAGUUUUAUGAAAAUUA
This is a messenger RNA of Oncorhynchus kisutch (coho salmon), 4914 nucleotides long. Its product is annotated as cold shock domain-containing protein E1. The record is from RefSeq and is a predicted model, not a curated record. The coding region runs from base 823 to 3486 and encodes 887 amino acids. Gene Ontology annotation, molecular function: nucleic acid binding. The transcript is spliced from 22 exons. Lineage: Eukaryota; Metazoa; Chordata; Actinopteri; Salmoniformes; Salmonidae.